AUGCAUCAACAAACUCCAAAUUUGCAUAAGCUAGCUAUUAAAAUUUUGAGUUUGACUUGCAAUGCUUUAGGAUGUGAAAGAAAUUGGAGUGUGUUUGAGCAAAUUCAUUCCAAAAAAAGAAAUAGGCUUGAGCACAAGAGGUUGCAUGAUUUGGUGUUUGUCAAAUACAACCAACAAUUGAAGCAAAGGUAUAAUGCAAGAGAUGAAAUUGAUCCAAUUUCUCUUAAUGAUAUUGAUGUGUGCAAUGAAUGGCUUGUGGGAGAGAUGGAUCAAGAUGAUGAUAAUGAUGCUGGAAAUGAUUUGGUAUUUGAAGAUGAUGAUACUCUAAGUUGGGCAACUGUGUAUCAGGCUUCGAGGGUUGGAGAGUGUAGGAUGUAUACUAGGCGUAAAAAGCAAAAAACAACAAGUGUUGUUGCUGCCCAAACUUCUAAAAAACAGGCAAUGGUUGUUGGAUCUUCAUCAAGGAAGCAAAAAACAGUCCAAGAAAAUGAUGAGGAUCUAGAUUUUGAGGAGAAUAUUGAUCUUGAAUCUGAAGAAGAAGAAAUCAUGGUCAAUUUUGAGGCGUCUGAUGGGGAAGAGGGAGAGGGAGAUGCUCCAUUACCAUAUGAUAACAACGAAGAUGAUUAUGUUGGGAUUGGAGAAGAUGAUUAGAGCCUCAACCUUCACUUUGCACUUUACAUUAUGUUUUUAUCAUUUUCUUUUUUUGAACUUUUUAAUGAGUUUAUUUGG
Glycine soja is the source of this 729-nucleotide messenger RNA. RefSeq lists its product as uncharacterized. NCBI's taxonomy places the organism in Eukaryota, Viridiplantae, Streptophyta, Magnoliopsida, Fabales, Fabaceae. Gene Ontology annotation, molecular function: protein dimerization activity. The record is from RefSeq and is a predicted model, not a curated record. Bases 1 to 651 code for a protein of 216 amino acids. The transcript has 2 exons.